Struthio camelus australis is the source of this 4672-nucleotide messenger RNA. Lineage: Eukaryota; Metazoa; Chordata; Aves; Struthioniformes; Struthionidae. The record is from RefSeq and is a predicted model, not a curated record.
AUGAGAGAAGGUGCAGACUUCCAGAAGGGAAUAGAAGAGUUUUCAACAGGACUUGAAAAAUUUGACUGCUUGGAAUGGGGAACAAGAGUUUCACGGGAAAUGAUCCAGGAAGCAUCCAUGUACGGGGAGGAGGGAAGAGAAGACAGACGGACAGGUCAGCAACCAUAUCAGAAGAAAGCAAUACGCAAUGCACACAGCUCCGCUGAAGCCCUUCACAGGCGUUUAAGUGGCAGCCAAGGCGCAACGCCGUUCCUGGCGGCCCGCGACAAGGGCAAGCGCCAGCUGCGUCACACCACCCCGGCGCAGGCUGCAGCCGCCAUUUUCCUUGAUCUUUUCCACUCAGAGACCUUGGAGACAUCUGCUCGCUACCCAGCUAUAAGUCCUAUGCAGGCCCGGGUAGCAUUUGUGGGAGAAAAUACACUGUGGAAAAACUGUGAAACGCUGGUGAAUCGAAUGUGUCGGUUAGAGAGUGUUGUACAGACACUAAAGUUAAACAUCUUCCGUCUACAGACAGAAAAAGAGCCGAAUCCAAGGCAUGCAGCCCAGUUGGAGCAGCGGCUGAAUGCAAUGCAGGAAGAGCAUUUGCAGGAAAUGAAGAUUGUACAGCAAGAGGCAGUGAAAUUACGCCAGCAGCUAAGUGAUAUGAAAGAGGCUGAAGAAAAGGCAAAAGAAGAAGUUCAAAGACUGAGUGCUGCUCUGGAGAUUAGAACUGCAACCAAGCUAACAGAGCAGCUGUCCCAGGAGAUGGGCCUGCGGGAAUCUUUGGAGGAAUCCCAAGCAACCAUGAUGUGUCAUGUACAGAACAUGGAAACAACAGUAGAAGCAGAACGGAAGCAGGUGCAGAUAUUGCAGCAGGACUGCCAGGAGUUGCGUAAAGAUGUCCAGCUAGCCCGAGAGAGUCUGCAAGAGGAGGAGGAGAGAACCGCGCAGCUGGAGCAGCAGUGCACACAACUGAAAGCUGAGCUGGACUCCAGGAACUGUAUCAUUUCCCAGCUUGGUGAAGAAGCAAGAAACGCACAGCUGUCCUUUAACAGACAACAAAAAGAGAACCUGCAGCUUCAGUCUAAAAUAAUUGCCCUGCAAGAAACAGCAGAGAAAGUACAGGUCCUUAAUGACCACUUAAGCCAGCAAUGCUCAGACCUCAGCACCGCGCUUCAAAGUGUUGCCAUGGAGAAUGUUAAACUUAUUUCAGAUCAUCAGGACACCCUUAAGGCAGAACAAGAAAAGAUGACUCGGCAGCUGCAGGAGCAAGACUCACUUCUGGAUGCUGCCUGUGCUGACAUUCUCGGGGAGCUGCAGAACGUGCAGCAUGAGAGGGCUCAGCUUCAGAAAGAGCUGGAGGCCUUGCAUACAGAGCAUGGCAAAUGCAGACAGAAAGCAAGCCUCAAAGAGGGAGCAGCCACCACCCAGAGAAAGCUUCUGCAGUGUACUGUUGCUAGACUGCAAAGUGAACUGGAAACAGCUUUGCAAGAGAGAGGAUCUCUGCUAGCAGAAAAGGAAGAUCUUAAACAGGAGCUAGAAAUGGCUUCAAUGAAAUCCUCUUUGCAGACACUAGUAGAAGAAAACAAGAGGCUAUUGGAUCGCUUGGCUGCACUGGAACACCAGCAGCAUGCCCAGCAGCAGGUGCAGCAGGUGCAAGCAGAGCUGACUAACAGCAAGAAUAGACUGGCCUAUGACAAAGGAAAACUUCAGAUGGCAAACUUGCAGCACCAGCUGGAGGCAGCAAAGAAUGACAACAGUAAGGUGACAGCCAUGCUGGAGCAAGUGUUAGCUUCUCAUAGCAAGAUGCAGGCAGCUCUGGAGGUGGUACAAACAGAGCUGGGACACAAGGACACCGAAAUCAGCAGUCUCAGAAAAGACAGGAGCCAGAGUCAACAGAAAAUACAGAGGUUAGAAACAGAAUUGGAACAUUGCCAAGCCAGAGCGGUUGCCAUGGGAAGCCAGCACAGCAGCCAGGUGGAACCACUUUGUAAAGCACUAGAAGUUACUAGAACAGACAACAAGAAACUUGCUCUUCGUUUGGAACAAGCUCUGCAGGCCAACAAUACCUUGCAGAACAAGCUGAUUCAGAGUCAGUAUGACCUGAAAAGCAAAGAAGCUGAGCAUCAACAGCUGGUAGUCUGCAGGAAACAGCUAAUGGAAGAAGCCCAGACUGAGGAAAAGAUGUAUGCCGAACGCUUAGAGGCUUUGAAGAAGCAGUUUCACAUUGAGCAACAGGCUUCUAGAAAAGCUGCCCAGCGGGAAUCUGCUGAGCUCAAAAAGGCCCUUGAAGAAGCAUCCUCCAAACUGGGUGAAGUUUCACGUGCUAACAGGGAGCUACGGCAGAGAGUAACAGAGCUGGAGAAGUCUUUGGCUAGCUACAAGGAAAAGCUGAAAAGCCAGAGAGCUCAAGUCAGACAUUGCCUGGCCUCUAAAGCUAGCAACGCUCAGAACACAGAGAGGAUAAAGGAGAUUGAAUCUGAAUUGAGGGAAAUGGAAGCAAUAAAAGAGCAGUAUCAGAAGAAGAAUUAUGAACAGUCACAGAAUAUCCAGAAAUUUGUGAAAGAGUUAACAAGUUUGCAGACUGAGAUGCAAGAGUUGUUGAAAAACCAACAUGAAGUACAAACACAGAACAGGCAGCUAGAGACCCAGCUGGAAGUGGAGAGAAGGCAAGGGCAGCAGCUGGAAAACAAGUGUCAGAGAUUGGAAGAAACAGUCAAACAGCUGAAGAAGUGUAAAGAAGAAACAGAACAGAAACUGAAGGAAGCCAGGAUAGAAUCAGAACAGAUCACAGUUAACCUGGAGGAAGCUCACCGCUGGUUCAAGUCUAAGUUUGACAGCCUGCAGCCAGAACUUAUAAAAAACCACCAGGCAAAGGACACUGAAGAGAGUGGCUCUAGAAGGGAGGAGAAAAAGCAACCAGAGCUCCCUGCCCAACCCUUCCUGGGUGGCCAGGCAAGGACCCAGCCCCUCCAGCUCACCGCCAGGAAGGCCCGGGUGACCUGGGCAGGAAGUGAGCUCACCUGACAGGUGAUUCCUGGCCCAGGGCUACCUGGGGGUGCCACAGCAGCAGCAGCAGCAGCAGCACAGGGAGAGCAUCACCUACUGCCAGAGACUCCCUGCUAGCACCCAGGUGUUGGGAGUGUCCUCAGCCACAGGGAGCUGCAUGCUGAUGGAGAAGACUUUUUAACGGGGUAUGAAACAGGGGCCUUACUCAAACUGUGAUAGAUCUCUAUCACUAAGAAGACCUUGCAAAUAAAAGGUGUAGUGACCAGCUGGCUGACAGGACACUGUGUGUAGGGGACCUAGCAAUGCUGAUUUAUAUUGUGUGCUCUGAUUUGAAUUAAUUCUUCCCUCUCACCUGUCCGACAUUGCAGGGAUCUCUGUGUGUGUGAGAUAAGCUUUCUAAUAGGAUUGUCUUUUGCAACUAGCAUACUUUGUAUCAUGAAGCUGAUAUUAACAAAGCCACUAUUUAUAGCAAAGAAAUUAUUCUUCUGUAUGUAUCAUUCCUAUAGACUAUACGCUGCUGACUGCUAAGUCUUUGUGUUCAUCACUUUUCUUUUAGCAGCUUUAGAAUGAGCCUUGGCAGGUGCUAUCAAAACAGAUCUCGGACUGGUUUGCAGAGGAUUCAGGUGAAUUACUGAAGGCAGAGUCAUACGCCUGUGGCUGGAUGCUGACGUGAUCAGGACAGGGAAGACCUGGCAGGACUGGCUGCUUCUAAUGAUAGCUGAUGUCUGGGUCAUGAGAAAACACAGGCCUCAGGCUAAUUUUAGGAGCAUAUAAGGAAUUCAUUAGGUUUGUGACACUGUACCACACAUCCUGUUAUCUACAUAAGACUCAUAAGAAUUAGUGGAAUUUAUUCAGUUUAUCCCACUGUGGAAUAUAACUCUGGGGAAGGCGUCAUUGCAGCAGAUGGCUUAGGUCAUAGUAAGUUGAAGGUGAUGAUUGUUUAUAACACAAACAGUUUUCAUUCUUGUUCUACUACCAAUCAGCUCAGCGUCUUCAUGGCUUGCUUUUCCUUCUGGAGCUUCCAAAACAACUUUGCUUCAGUACAGGUGUUGCUGCAUUGCAUUCUGGUUUGUUUUACAGUGCUAUUUGCCGACUCCUCUGUGAGCCAUGAUACCAUUUAUUGCUGGGGAAACUAUAUAUGUUGUUUAGAAUGUUUGUGUAGUGGGGAGGGAAGGCUCGCUUAGCUCUGGAGCCUGAAACGCACUGAAUUAAGUCAUUCCAGUCCUCCAGAAAUGUGGUCCUAAACUGUAUGACAGUAGUCUGGACUAACUUUUAGAGACGUGACCCUCUCCUUCUUGAAGGAAACGGACAUGCUAAUGAACAAGGGCCUACUAAACAGACUUAAGGCUAACACACAUCUUUCAUUUACCUGCUCAUCAUUGAAUUGUUGUUGCUGCUUAAAAAACAGGCUGAUGUAAUGUGACUGUAGGUUAGUCCUAGUGGAGCCAGCUCCUUCAGAGAUAAACCGGCCUGUGUGCAGCAACUGCUCCUUAAAUCUGAUUUGGCUUAACUUAAUCUGUGCAUCUUUAACUCCAUAGUGCCCUCAGGCAACGAGCAGUCCAAACUGUAAUCUAGCUUUGCGUGUAUUAACUCAGACUGCAGAGCAGUCAGCCACAGCUGGAAAAAACUCUUCUAGAAUAGAAGCGUUAACACUUUUUUUUUUUUUUAAAUGAAUGAAUCUCAU